Messenger RNA from Aspergillus mulundensis, 1617 nucleotides. RefSeq lists its product as uncharacterized. The transcript is spliced from 2 exons. The record is from RefSeq and is a predicted model, not a curated record. The coding region runs from base 1 to 1617 and encodes 538 amino acids. Lineage: Eukaryota; Fungi; Ascomycota; Eurotiomycetes; Eurotiales; Aspergillaceae.
AUGUCUCCCAGACCACCAAGCAUCGAGUCUUACGGUCAGAACCAGGGCCGCACCAAGGAGGAGAACCAGGAACGUGCCUUUAUUGCAGCCUCCAGGCGCAAAGACCGCAGCUUGGAUGCUCGCAUUGAGUCCGCCAAUCGGGCUUCGAUGCUACACAAGAAGCGCACCGGGAGGGCUCUCAUGAUCAACCGCGAGGUCGUUGAGAAUGAAUCAAUGUAUGAGGAGAUUGACGACACUUAUCGCGCAAAGAUGCUUCAAUACAUGCGUGUCCAUAAUGCGCAGCUGAACCAUGACUUUGACAACUCACUUCUCGCUGGCGUGUCCGCUGCUUCGCAGAGAAGCGAGAUGCUCGCUCCACUACACACCGGACCUUCAUACAGUCUGCAGCACUCAUCGCACUCCGGCCUGCAGAUGCCUAGUACUUCACAGAGCUCGAGUCUACCCAGCCCUUCGCUUUCGCAGGAGUCUACUUCCCAUAGUCCGAGAAUGCCAAACGCUUCACAAAACCAGCGGGCUCAGAACCGGCCAAUCUCCAGCCGACGCAACAGUCAUCAUCGGGCAUCCAGCGUUGCACCCACUGGGCCCAUCCAUGGCGCUCGGAGGCUGACUAUAGAUCUCUCUCACCUGCGCAACACCAUCCCUGGACCAAGCACUGAGCCGGGCAAAUUCAGCUCCAAUGCCUUCUCGACUCCGGGGGUCAACUUCUCACCGCCGUACAUGACCCCAGCUGAGGCCCCCAAUCAAGCCCAGGUGCCAUCCUACGUUAUUACGGAGCCUAGCUUGACCAUGCGUCCACAGCUACAGCAGCAACAGCAGCAACAGCAGCUAAUGCAGACCUGGCAAAAUCUCUUCCCUCGCCAUGCCAUGUCCGACUCGACAUCCAUGGGUGGCCUGCCUGUUAUUGGAGAGCUGCCGAGUCAGUUCCGCAACCGCAUUGCGUCUGCUCCUACGUUGCCCGCCCAAACUAUAGCACAAGCACAAGCACAAGCACAAGCACAAGCCCAGGCUCAGGAUCAGGCUGCGACUCCAGCUCCACCUCAGACUGCUACCCCAGCACCAGGCCCCAACGCCAUCCCCGGAACGAACCAGCAUCACCGAGUGCGGUCAGAACCGGGGCCGGCUCCCAUAACUGUUUCCACUUCGACCUCCUCCCCUUCCUCGUCGAUGUCUUUACACACAGGAUUUCACCCAAACAACAAUCCAUCAUUCUCGGACCCUAGCUCCUCCAUCGAGUUGCUGCCUACACCGCGGAGCACGCCGCCUCAUACUCCGGCUUCUUCCCAAGCCUCCAACCCGCGCAUGAACAUGAGCAUGGGCGACCUGGACAUGACCGAGAUGGACCCAUUCAAACACACGUUGUCUGAGCUACAGGGCUUCGAUGCAGGUCUCCAACUCAGCUUAGAAUUACCAGGGCAGGGGAUGGCUGAGAGUGCAGAUCAGGAUUUCCUCGACUUUAGCCAAUUUGCCUCCACUCUUGACCAGAACCAUCUUGAUCCGAACCAUUACCCGACCAUGUCCCAUUGGCAGGUACCGACGGGCCCUGGUGAUGGUACUCCUGCAGAUACUACUGGCUUCUCUGGCAACUUGGAUAUGAAAGAGUACAUUACUAACAUGUGA